Messenger RNA from Protopolystoma xenopodis, 357 nucleotides. Lineage: Eukaryota; Metazoa; Platyhelminthes; Monogenea; Polystomatidea; Polystomatidae. The record is from the annotation of a GenBank genome assembly.
AUGAGUUCUGAUGUGCCCAGAUCUGAGGCCUCUUGGUUUGCAAACCUCUUUAUCAGGAAGCUCGAUCCUGUGAAAGAAUCUCAAUCUGAUCUUCUCUCUGAUCAUUCACAAGUUUACGAACUUCAAGCGCAUUCUGUUCAUCCAAAAUUUAUGAAGCAGUAUCUUGAUGACUUGGCCCGAGCCAUUGCCUUCCGCGAUACUAACCAAGAGGCUGUGGCGGGCCUUUUUUCUCAUAUUGGUGAUAUGCACAUGGUUCAUCAUAUUUGGGCAUAUGAUGAUCUAGAACAACGAAGAAAGUCUCGGGAUGACGCUUGGCGGCGGCCAGGAUGGGAUGACUGCGUACUACAUACUGGUUAG